Messenger RNA from Anneissia japonica, 961 nucleotides. RefSeq names its product mitochondrial import inner membrane translocase subunit Tim10-B-like. Gene Ontology annotation, cellular component: mitochondrial inner membrane. Gene Ontology annotation, biological process: protein insertion into mitochondrial inner membrane. The record is from RefSeq and is a predicted model, not a curated record. Lineage: Eukaryota; Metazoa; Echinodermata; Crinoidea; Comatulida; Comatulidae. The transcript has 2 exons. Bases 88 to 357 code for a protein of 89 amino acids.
AUGUAUUUAGAUUUACUUGCUGUAUAUUAGAUACGAUAUCCGUGCCAUGUGUAAAAUAUUUUUAAAAAAGUAAAAAAUACAGAAAAAAUGUCUACCUUAUCCCAGCAACAGCAAAUGCAACUUCUAGCAGAGCUUGAAAUUGAAAUGAUGGCUGACAUGUAUAACAGAAUGACGAGUACCUGUCAAAGCAAGUGUGUUCCCUCAACGUACCAUGAAGGAGAUUUAACCAAAGGAGAAGCUGUGUGUCUGGAUCGCUGCGUAGCGAAGUACCUUGAAAUCCACGAAACCCUCGGCAAAACACUCACAGAGAAGUCAGUGCAAGAUGAUGCAAUGUUGAAGAAGAUGCAGCAAAAAUGACCUCCCUCUGCAAUCAUUAAGGACUCUAUUCCAAUUGAAGACAAUUAUGAACUUUUGAUGUGUUUUAAGUUGUUUUCUGGACCUGAAAGUCAUUCAUGUUCAAUGGUGAUCGUGAUCCAUGACAAUCAAAACAAUUGAUUGCUGACAGUGUGAUGACAUUUUGGGAAAGAAACUGCGAUAGUGCGACCAAAUACUGAAUUUCAGUGCAGUAUAUUCCAAAAGACUGAAAUAUUUUUAUCCAUUAUUAUAUAUAAAACACUUUAUGUUUAUUAAAUGCAGUUCAAGUUUUUACAGAAUAUAAAUAAUGUUAAAUAUCCUGUUAUUUCUUAUAAUAAAAAUACUGUAUUAACCAUAUAUAGUGCAAAUUACCCUAUUGCAUUGUCAAUUUCAAAGCAAAGUGAAAGAACUAAAAAUAAAUAUAUGAUUAUUAUGUUGCACUAUCAAUAGGUUUAUCCGGAUAGAUGGUGCAUUAUGAGUAUAUUAUUAUUUCUUAUUGUUCUCAUUAAAUCAUAAUAUAGAAUUACAAGAAUUAUUACCAUUUAAGGUUAUAUUGAAUACUGUAUGCUGGCAUUAUCUUAAUAAAGAAAAAAAUCAUUGAACCAUA